Messenger RNA from Acanthosepion pharaonis, 1293 nucleotides. NCBI's taxonomy places the organism in Eukaryota, Metazoa, Mollusca, Cephalopoda, Sepiida, Sepiidae. The record is from the annotation of a GenBank genome assembly.
AUGGCGAUCAUAAUUUGUGACGAGUUUGAGCAGCGCAGGGAGAAUGGCGGACCAGGAGGCGGUUUUUUUGUUUUUUGUUUUUAUUUGUUUCUUUUGGUGGAUGGGGAGGAAUAUUCUCCUGUUUCUUUAUAUUCUUCAUGUGUGUUUUUCUUUCUUUUUUCUUUCAUUUUCAUUUUCUCGUUUCCUUUUUUUUUAUUUUUUUUUUUUUUUACUUUAUUUUAUCUUGUGGGGUGGGUAAUCUAUUGUCCUUUUUUCUUCAUAAGUGUCUUUCUUCCUUCUUCCUUUUCUUUUCAUUUUCUUGUUUUCUUUUUUGUUUGUUUGUUUGUUUUUUUGGGGGGGAGUUGGAGUUUUGGAUGUUACACUCUUGUUCCUGCUUUUCUUCAUGAGCGUUUUUUCUUUCUUUUCUUUUCUUUCUUUUCUUUUCUUUCUUUUUUUUUUUUUUUUUUUUCGUUUUCAUUAUCUCGCUUCUUUUUCUUUUUGUUUUUUUGUUUUUAUUUGUUUCUUUUUUUAGGGUGGGUACUCUCCUGUUACUUUAUUUUCUACAUCUAUGUCUUUCUUUCUUUUUUCUUUCAUUUUCAUUAUUACGUUUCUUUUUUUUUUUUUUUGUAUUUUGUUUUCUGUAUUUUUUGUGGAGGAGGUUGUUUUUUUUUUUGCUUUAUUUUAUUUUUUGGUUACACUAUUGUUCCUUUUUUUUUCUUCAUGGGUGUUUUUCUUCCUUCUUUUCAUUUUUAUUAUCUCGUUUUCUUUUUUUUGUUUGUUUUUGGGCGUUGGGGUUUUGUUGGGGGGGAUAUUCUCUUAUUCUUUUUCUUCUUCAUGAGUGUUUUUCUUUCUUCUUUCUUUCGUUUCCAUUAUCUUGAGGGGUUCUCUCUUGUUUCUUUUUUUUUUUCUUCUUCAUGCGUGUCUCUCUUUUAUCUUUCCUUCGUUUUCAUUAUAUCGUUUAUUUUUGUUUGGGGCGGGGCACUCUCUUGUUUCGUUUUUUCUUCAUAUGUAUCUUUCUUUCUUUCCUUUUCAUUGUCACGUUUUUUCUUCUUCCUUUUUCUCUCUUUCUUUUCAUUCUUUAGACCGGGCGAUGAUUUUUCCAUUUUCUUUUUCCCAUUUUUGUUUUCCUUUUUCUUUUUUCAUUUUUUUUCGUUAAUCUUUGUUUUUAUCUUUGAUGUGCCUUUUCUUUUCUUUUUUUCUUUUUCUUUUUUUCUCAAUUUCUCUCAUUCGGACACUUUUUUUCAUUCGCCUCUUUCUUUCGGUCAUAUUUUUCUUGCAAUGCACGCCCUCACACACGAACACGCACACGCAUAA